This is a messenger RNA of Parastagonospora nodorum SN15, 1389 nucleotides long. RefSeq lists its product as hypothetical. Gene Ontology annotation, molecular function: pyruvate dehydrogenase (acetyl-transferring) activity. Lineage: Eukaryota; Fungi; Ascomycota; Dothideomycetes; Pleosporales; Phaeosphaeriaceae. The coding region runs from base 1 to 1107 and encodes 368 amino acids. The transcript has 5 exons. Gene Ontology annotation, biological process: pyruvate decarboxylation to acetyl-CoA. The record is from RefSeq and is a predicted model, not a curated record.
AUGGCUGCUUCACGGCUGCUCCGACCCGCCGCGCGCCUUGCGUUCCGCCCAGCGUUCCGCGCUCCCGCUUUCACACCCGCCAUCGUCGCAAGGAGAGGAUAUGCCUCGGGCCAGAAGGAGAUGACGGUGCGAGAGGCGCUGAACGAGGCCAUGGCUGAGGAGAUGGAGGCGAACGACAAGGUGUUUGUGCUGGGCGAGGAAGUUGCGCAGUACAACGGAGCAUACAAGGUCACCAAGGGCCUCCUCGACCGCUUCGGCGAGAAGAGGGUUAUCGACAGCCCCAUCACCGAGUCUGGUUUCGCUGGUCUGACUGUUGGUGCUGCGCUCGCUGGACUGCACCCCAUUUGCGAGUUCAUGACGUUCAACUUCGCCAUGCAAGCUAUCGACCAGAUCAUCAACUCGGCCGCAAAGACGCACUACAUGUCUGGCGGCAUCCAGCCCUGCAACAUCACCUUCCGUGGUCCCAACGGUUUCGCCUCCGGUGUCGCUGCCCAGCACUCGCAAGAUUACACUGCUUGGUACGGAAGCAUUCCAGGUCUGAAGGUCGUUGCGCCCUACAGCGCAGAGGAUGCCAAGGGUCUGCUGAAGGCUGCCAUCCGGGACCCCAACCCAGUCGUCGUCUUGGAGAACGAGCUUCUGUACGGUCUUUCUUUCCCCAUGAGCGAAGCAGCCCAGAAGGACGACUUUGUUAUUCCCUUCGGUAAAGCCAAGAUCGAGCGCCCCGGCAAGGACCUCACCAUCGUAACUCUGUCCCGCUGCGUCGGCCAAUCCCUCACCGCUGCCGAACAACUCAAGUCCAAAUACGGCAUAGAAGCCGAAGUCAUCAACCUCCGCUCCAUCAAGCCCCUCGAUGUCGAGUCCAUUGUCAAGUCCGUCAAGAAGACGGGCCACAUGCUUUGCGUCGCGUCUGACUUCCCGUCCUUUGGUGUCGGCGCUGAGAUCAUGGCGCUUACCUGCGAAUACGCUUUCGACUACCUAGAGGCGCCACCUGCGCGAGUUACCGGUGCUGAGGUUCCCACACCAUAUGCCCAGAAACUCGAGGAAAUGAGCUUCCCCACCGAGAGCUUGAUUGUGGACUACGCCGCCAAGUUGCUGAGGGUGGCAUAAGCAAUUCAAAUGAGGUGGAGAGUGCUUCUUUUUUUUGGGGAGUCGCGUGGUGACCACGAGGUGCGGCUGAAAGAGAGAGGGCGUAGGGCUAGAAUUCUUUCUUCCCACGUGGAUACGUGGAUACGCUUAUGCUUGUUGGAGAUGCAUCCCAAGAAGACAAGCGGAGAGAUGAAGCGAUUGGAGGCAAGUGAAUAGACGAACGACUUUUCGAUUGUGAGACCAUGUACAAUGUAACAUCCUUUCUUAUUUGCGAUUGAAGAAUUGAUAGCGUUUAUCGCAUGA